Camellia sinensis is the source of this 1657-nucleotide messenger RNA. NCBI's taxonomy places the organism in Eukaryota, Viridiplantae, Streptophyta, Magnoliopsida, Ericales, Theaceae. The record is from RefSeq and is a predicted model, not a curated record.
AAACUCCAAGGCAAGCCAAUUUUUACCGUUUACAGUAAGUGCGGUUCAAUUUCUAUCACUCAAUAAUAUCAGGCUUAUAAAGUCUGCGGUGGGUUGAGAUAGAUAAUCACAACUUGGGAGCUAUUCAGCCAUGGCGACCAAGACAAUCAUACACUCCUUAAUCUUCCUCUUUAUGUGCCUAUCCCUGCACUCCUUUCACCUUGCAAGAGCGCAGUCGUUCAUCGGCGUCAACUACGGGGAAGUGGCGGACAACCUGCCGCCGCCGACGGAGACAGUAAAGCUUCUCCAGUCGACCACCAUACAGAAGGUCAGGCUUUACGGCGCUGAUCCGGCGAUAAUCAAGGCGUUGGCCAACACCAACAUAGGAAUAGUCAUCGGCGCCGGAAACGGAGACAUCCCGGCUCUGGCUUCCGACCCUAACUUCGCGGGUCAGUGGGUCAGCACCAACGUAUUGGCGUAUUACCCGGGGAGCAAGAUCAUCGUCGUCACGGUGGGUAACGAGGUCAUGACGUCCAAAGAUCAGGGCCUUAUCUCCCAAAUCUUGCCCGCGAUGCAAAAUCUCCAAAAUGCCCUCAAUGCAGCUUCCUUAGGUGGUAAGAUUAAGGUCUCAACGGUACACUCAAUGGCUGUGUUGACUCAGUCUGACCCGCCAUCCUCUGGUGCUUUCAACCCGAGUUUCGGUGACACAAUGAGAGCAAUGCUGGCAUUCAUGAGGGCAACUGGUUCGCCUUUUAUGAUCAAUCCGUACCCUUUUUUUGCAUACACAAGCGACACGAGAGCUGAAACGCUGGCAUUUUGUCUUUUCCAACCCAACGCUGGACGAGUCGACUCAGGGACUGGUAUCAAAUACAUGAACAUGUUUGAUGCCCAGGUUGAUGCAAUACGAUCGGCAUUGAAUGCAAUGGGAUUCAAGGACAUUGAGAUAGUGGUUGCAGAGACCGGGUGGCCAUACAAGGGUGACCCGAAUGAAGUCGGACCCAGCAUUGAUAAUGCUAAAGCCUAUAAUGGGAAUCUCAUCAACCACCUCCGAUCCAUGGUUGGCACUCCACUCAUGCCCGGAAAAUCCGUGGAUACUUAUAUAUUUGCAAUCUAUAAUGAGGAUUUGAAGCCCGGACCCGGAUCCGAACGCUCUUUCGGACUUUUCAACCCCGAUCUUUCCUUGACUUAUGAUGCUGGUCUUUCCAAGAGCAGUCAGGUUAUAAUGGUUGCAUUUAUCCUGGUGGUAGUACCCCAACUGACCGACUUGUGGGGCAAGUGCGCACCAAAAAUGCCUUGACAGCAGGGGCGCCUCCAAAUAACUUAUACAAUCUUCUUACGUAUAUGUUUAUGUUUAUGUUUGUAAAUAUAGUUUUUAUGCCUCAGCUACUCUAAAAAUAAUCAUGUUUACUAGAAGCUCAAACAUGCUUAGUUCAUUUUUGGGGCGAAAAAAAUCCCAUUUAGUUUUAAGAUAAACUGGUUUUAAGGGAUGCCUAUGAUAAUAGACAGAAAAUAAAAAUAAUAAUGUCUUGAGGUAGCCUGGUUGUGAGUGGUUUAUGCAUUGACAUGUUAAAUAUAUAUAUCAGUGUUUCCAGGAAAAUAUAUAUGUAGGUUAUACCUAGAAGGAGCAACAGUUUUAUGUGAAACUUCAUAUGAUUUAGUGGUUAACUAUUCUCUUAAA